Messenger RNA from Oncorhynchus gorbuscha (pink salmon), 2435 nucleotides. Its product is annotated as piggyBac transposable element-derived protein 4-like. The record is from RefSeq and is a predicted model, not a curated record. Bases 660 to 1703 code for a protein of 347 amino acids. The transcript has 2 exons. Lineage: Eukaryota; Metazoa; Chordata; Actinopteri; Salmoniformes; Salmonidae.
CAGUCAACCACGUAACCUCUCACUCUGCGUCAUUCAGUGUUGUUUAUGUAUGUAGCUAGUGAGCUAAGCUGUAGCAUUAGCAAUGUCUUUCAAAAGGAGACAUCUCACAAAUGUGGUAAUUCUGGAGAUUUUUUACAAUUCUGACAAUGAGUCUGAGUAUGAAAGUCAGGAAUCAGAUUCUGACAGUGACAGUGAGGAGCUGCCCCCCAACCUUGUAGCCAUUGAGAACCCUGAAUCUGAAUUUCCCUUGUCAACUGACGAAGUACCAGGUCCCUUUGAAGAUGCUAGUGGUGAUGGAGGCGGACCAACAGUGGAUGAAGUACAGGAGUUCUGUGGUACCUGGAAGGCCACCAGUCAUUUCACCCCUCCUGGACCUGCUGUUUGCUUUGACGAGUCCCAGUCUGGAGUGCAACGCCCCUUGCCAUUUCCAACUGAGGCAGAGUGCUUCAAGUUGUUUCUGACAGAGGAGCUGGUGGGAAACAUAGUAGAAGAGACCAAUCGCUAUGCCUUGGAGCUACAGGAGAUGAGAGCCAGGAGUGAGGGGGAAACUCGCUAAAAGGGUGACAACCACAAUUAGUGAAAUGUAUACCUUCCUGGUGACAGUUCUCCUCAUGGGAUAGUAAAGAAGAACUCUAAGAGAAUACUGGAGCACAGAUCCUAUGUUUGCAACUCCCUUCUUUGCCACCCUCUUUUCCCAAGACCGCUUCCUAGUUCUGUUGCGAUGCCUGCAUUUCAUCAACAAUGCUACUGCCAUCCUAAGUGACCCGUUAUACAAAAUAAGAAAUGUUCUUAUCAGCCUGACAUCAGCAUUUGGUCAGGUCUUUGUGCCAUACAAGGACCUAUGCAUUGAUGAGUCCCUGAUGUUAUGGAAAGGUAGGCUGGCAUUCCGUCAAUAUAUUCCCUCCAAAAGGCACAGGUUUGGAGUCAAGUUCCUUGUCAUGUGCGACGUGAAGAGAGGAUUUGUCCAGGAUAUUAUAGUUUACACAGGGUCCACCACUGACAUAAAACAUUAUGAGGGGCUUGGGGUGUCCGGGUCCGUGGUGAUGACCAUGCUGGCUCCUCAUCUUGGCAAGGGACACACUUUGCAUGUGGACAAUUGGUACAGCAGUCCCACACUCUUCCAGCAUCUGCUCUCCAACAGCACAGGGGCCUGUGGCACAGUCGUGUCGAACAGGAAGGGGAUGCCGGCAUUCGGAUGCAGGAAGAUGCAGAGAGGGGAGGUGGAGUUCCAGGAGAACGGUCAACAGCUGGCAGUAAAGUGGCAUGACAAACGAGACGUCCAUGUCCUCUCCACUGUCCAUACAGCAACCAUGUCGGCAACAGGGAAGGUGGACCACCUGACGGGAGAGAGAAAGAUCGAACCAGAUUGUGUGCUUGAUUAUAACCUCAAAAUGGGGGCUGUGGAUAAGGCAGACAUGAUAAACAGCUUUGUGGAAUGCACACGGAAAACGACCAAGUGGUAUAAGAAGAUAUUUUUCCAUCUGAUCGACACUGCUGUCCUCAACGGCAGCGUAGUUCACCGCCAACUAACAGGUAAAGUAAUUACCUACCAAAAAUACAGAGAGAACCUCAUGAGAGCUGCUGGAGGAGCACCACACCCCUUGGCGCCCAUCCACUGGGGGUCGUCCUGCUGUAGACAAUCCCCUACGCCUCACUGCACGGCAUUUUCCCUGCAAUGUCCCUCAAACUGCUGCUCAAGGUAGUCGCACACGGAGGCACUGCAAAGUCUGCCUGUCUGGCGCCAGGAGAAGUAAGCAGAGGAAGAUGACAAAAUACAUGUGUUUAGCUUGUAAUACACCUCUAUGUAUUUCACCAUGCUUUGAGGAGUAUCACAUGCUCAGGCAUUAUUGAGCACAUCUGCAGCAAUAAGUGACUGACUGACCUGACAGGUGACCAGCCAUGAUACUAUGCCUUUAGAGAUGGGGGUGGAAAUGCAGUUGUUGUUCAGUCACUGCAUGGAUAUUAAAUAUGGGUUAUGCAUAUUCUGUUUUUUGUCCUCUAGUAAAACAAGUUGUUGAACCAACUACCAAUACUGCAAUAAAAUAGAUGACUAUUACAUAUUGGCAUAUGUGUUUUCUUGCUGUGUUUUCAUCCAGUACAACUGUUAAGGAGUGUACGUUAGCAUACAAAAGCUGUCAUUCUUCAGCUCCAAAGAUGUCCAGCUCCAGUUAUGAUAUUGGAAAAUAAUGUUUGUGGUUUCUGAAAGUACAAAAUAAAUACGAAUUAUUCAUUAGAAUACAAUAUAAGGAUAUAGCAAUAAAACAAUACUACAAAGAAGUAACAUAAUAAACACUGCUAUAAAAAAUAGUUUAUUGCAUUGACAAAAUCACAGAUUUUAGUUAUAACAGUAAGAAACUAACUUUUGAGUUCCACAUGGGGGGCAAGGCAGGGCAGAAUAGACCAAAUAAACAAACCAUGGUCAUAUUUUUAUUUAU